GUGACCGAUAUGAAAGACCAAAGAACUAGUUAAGAGGGCAGUUGAUAACUUUGAGAAAGAGUUGUUUGAAUGAGCUGGAGGUGUAGAGUGACCAAAAACUAGUUAGCAAAGCAAGGAGUUUAGCAGAAAGUGACUGUGGGUAUUUGAAACCCUGCAGUGCCUUUGAAACAUACGACGGAAACAUGGUGCAGCAAACAGAACACAGCGAGACGGAGAGUAGCAUGUCCAGGGAAGCUACAGACACGGAGGAAAGCGAAAUGAUGGCGUGCAGCCCGGUACCACUGAAACCCGUGAAAGCCGACUGGUGCAAGACAGCAACCGGUCACAUCAAACGACCCAUGAAUGCAUUCAUGGUGUGGUCGAAAGUCGAGAGGAGAAAGAUCAUGGAGCAGUCUCCGGACAUGCACAACGCGGAAAUCUCAAAACGACUUGGAAAGCGGUGGAAAUUGCUGAAGGACAGUGAAAAGAUCCCGUUUAUAAGGGAAGCCGAGAGGCUCCGGCUACAACACAUGGCUGAUUACCCCGACUACAAGUACCGACCCAAGAAGAAACCAAAGCUCGACAGUUUCACUAAGCCAGCGGUGCAGUCACCGGAGAAGACCAGCCUCAAACAUGUAAAAGCUCCCAGUAAGAAAUUCACUAAAUUGAAAACUACUAAGGUGGUGAAAACGAGACCAUCUCACGACCCUCGCUACGACUAUGUUUUCACCAGCUUUAAAACUACUAGUAAGUCCGUAAAAAGGGAAUAUACUGACGAUGAGGAUGACGAAGAGGACUACGAGGAGGAGCUGUCCUCUCGGAUUAAAGUGGAGGAGGACGAGGAACCGAUACCGUACAACAUCGCCAAAGUGCCCGCGAGCCCCACUUUGAGCUCCACUGCCGAGACAGAAGGCGCGAGCAUGUACGAUGAGUCUCGGAAUCCGAACACAGCUUCCAACAGACUGUUCUACAAUUUCAAGAACAUUACCAAGCAGAGCACAACUUGUCCUGCUUCACUCUCACCAGCAUCUUCAUUCAGGUCCGUGUCCAGCUCGUCCAGCUCCAGCGAAGACGCGGAUGAUUUACUGGUUGACUUCAGUUUAAAUUUAGCGUCCUGUGCUCACGGAGCGGAGCUGGGGAACUCGAAUUCAGGGAAUCUCUCUCUUUCCUUUGUGGAUAAGGACUUGGACUCUUUCAGUGAGGGCAGCCUCAGCUCUCACUUUGAAUUCCCAGACUAUUGCACCCCCGAGCUGAGCGAAAUGAUCGCAGGGGAUUGGCUUGAGGCUAACUUUUCAGAUUUGGUAUUUACCUACUAGCUAACUAAGUACAGAAGGAGUCAUCCUCUGGUAGUCGGUGGGACAGCGUUAUGAUCAGCCGGUUCCCUCCCCAGCGCUGUUAUUACCAUGGAGGGAAGGAGGGUGUCCUCCAUGAACUGAACCAAGAUUCGUUACAAUGUGGUACCAUUGCAAAAAAAAAGUGACAUUCAUGUCACCCUGACAGGGUUUUAUGGAUUUUCUUCGGGUCUGCAGUGAAACUGCUCAAAUUAAAAGUGGACCACAAAGAGUAGAAUCUGAACUAUGCAUUCCCAUCCUACUUGUAACCACUUGGGUUCUGAAAGCACGACUGGGCAGAUGCAGGCUAAAUCUGAGACACUGUUCAUUCAGGAUGUGUAACUUUUCAAAAGGUUUUAUGUGAUUUUUCUGUAUUUCACAAAACUGUUUUUUUCUUAUCAGUUCCGAAUCCCUACUGGUAUGGAAAAGUAGGCUAAACCCGCUGUAGAACACAGGUAUGGCAGGAAGCAGCAUUUUGAUACAUAACCAACAUACCUCAUCUUAAAAAAAAAAAAAGGAAAAUAUUUUCAGGCAUAUUUUUGUACAGUUAAACUAAGGGAAUGUUCUUACUGUGCUUUCAGUGAGUUUUUUUUCAGGCACUUCUAGUUCUACCCGGUUUCAUUUUAGUUUAGCACACAAGGGUUAAACAAUAUAAAUUUGCAUCUAAAUGCCUUGCGUUUAUUUUAAGCUAUGUAUGUACAGAACUAGAUCAGAUUUGGGGUGUUUUAAGGAGUUAAGUUGCAAUUGGGGAAUAUAGACCUCAUUGCUGGUACUAGAUUCAAGAUUGUAUAUGUUCUGUAAAAUAGUAAAGUUAGGAGUUUAUGUAUAUCGGUGUGAAUGGGUCCCAGAUAGCAGGUGUGAAACUGCAUUUUCUUGCAUUUUAUCAUCUUAAUGGCACAUAUUGUUUUCUUCAUUAUUUUGUGCAAUAUAGGCUACUCUUAAAUGGAUCAUCUGCGUUAUGUGUCGUCAUGCUGAAGGCUGUAUCUUGACAAAACUAAAUAAAUCAGCUGGAACUGG
Molecule: messenger RNA, 2327 nt
Organism: Oncorhynchus keta (chum salmon)
Lineage: Eukaryota; Metazoa; Chordata; Actinopteri; Salmoniformes; Salmonidae
Product: transcription factor SOX-11-like
Exons: 1
Coding region: 183-1295 (370 amino acids)
Biological process (GO): negative regulation of transcription by RNA polymerase II; positive regulation of transcription by RNA polymerase II; anatomical structure morphogenesis
Molecular function (GO): DNA-binding transcription activator activity, RNA polymerase II-specific; RNA polymerase II cis-regulatory region sequence-specific DNA binding
Source: RefSeq, a predicted model, not a curated record